GAGAGCGUCAAAGACGGUGAUUGAAUGAAUGGGGUUGGAGUAGAAAACGACGGCGUUUGAAGAAGAAGAACCAGUGACAGAGACGAGCUACUAGUUCCGGUUGAUGGCGGAAGAAGGAGUCUUACACACUGGGGACGAAGAAACUAAAGCAGUGAAAGUCUCCGUCAGCAGCCACCCAGCUCUCUCUCUGUCUCUGUAUUUCUCGUCUUUUACUGAAGUGCUUGGAUAUCCGUUUCACCAAUUUACUCUACAAAAAGUUUUGGGUUUUCAGUAAAAUGGCUGAGACACAGACUGGUUCGACGACGAACUUUGUGGAUUCAUUAGUGGUUCCAGGUGAUGUGGUUCUGGAUAUCUCAAACAUGGCUAAUCAGACCAUCAAGCUUGGUAGCGGCCUUCGUCAGGAUGGCGAUGCUAUAUCAGUGACAAAAGCCGGGAAGUUAAGGUUCACAAAACCAAACAAAUAUUGGGUUGAAAGCUCUCAGAAAAGGUAUAUACCUUGUGUUGAGGAUACGGUACUUGGAAUUGUGGUGGACUCCAGAUCAGAUAAUUUUCUAGUAGACAUUAAAGGACCUACAUUAGCAUUUUUGCCCGUGCUUGCAUUUGAAGGAGGAACAAGGAGAAACAUACCAAAGUUUGAGGUAGGUACUUUGAUAUUUGUUCGGGUCGUGAAGACGAACCCUGGCAUGAAUCCUGAGUUGUCAUGCACUAACGCCCUUGGAAAAGCAGCAGAAUUUGGACCGCUUAAAGAUGGGUACAUGUUUGAAUGUUCAACAGGCCUUUCAAGAAUGCUGCUGAGCUCGCCAACACAUCCGGUUCUUGAGGAACUUGGGAAGAAGCUUUCCUUUGAAACUGCAGUUGGUAUUAACGGCCGUGUUUGGUUAAAUGCUGCCUCUCCAUCUACGGUAAUCAUCGUUGCUAAUGCAAUCAAGAAUUCAGAAUCUCUUAGUACGGUGCAGCAGAGAAUUAUGGUGGAGAAACUUAUUCAGAGUUUGAAUCUAUCAUCGUGAUGUUCAGGAGCUGCAUGCUUUGUUCCAGUCAGAAACUUGAGAUUGUGUUUAUAAGGAAGAUAUUGGUCACCUCGGUUAUUAAAAAACCAAGAUCCAAUGGUUCUCUACCGGCCUAACUUUAUUUGUGACCUUAGAUGAGAGAAA
Molecule: messenger RNA, 1151 nt
Organism: Ziziphus jujuba (common jujube)
Lineage: Eukaryota; Viridiplantae; Streptophyta; Magnoliopsida; Rosales; Rhamnaceae
Exons: 12
Coding region: 276-1007 (243 amino acids)
Biological process (GO): exonucleolytic trimming to generate mature 3'-end of 5.8S rRNA from tricistronic rRNA transcript (SSU-rRNA, 5.8S rRNA, LSU-rRNA); CUT catabolic process; U4 snRNA 3'-end processing
Cellular component (GO): cytoplasmic exosome (RNase complex); nuclear exosome (RNase complex)
Molecular function (GO): RNA binding
Source: RefSeq, a predicted model, not a curated record